AUGGCUGUAUCAGACGACAGUGCAAACAAUUCUCCUCAAACGUACCAGCCAGUUGUUCCUGCAGAUAUCAUCCGUGGCUCUUAUCACAGCGCCAUGGGUCCUCCACCACAGCAUACCGUGCGAGAGAAUCGCAGCGGCUCCGAUUCUGAUACGAGCAACGCCUCGCUCAAGAGUCCACGCACUGCUCGGUUCGCCGAGGCGACAUCAAUUCACUCUCCCAUCGAUCGCACAGAAGCUGGACGAUCGCCGUUUGCCGACCCUCCCAGGUCCCAGGCGCAGGGGAAUGUGGCAGAUGUCGGAUUCGGUUAUGUGGCAGCCAACAAUGCGGCCCAGCAUGCGGAUGACCAGGUGCCAAUGUCGCCGUUCAGACCUGAUCUCAAGGUACCUCAGACGGCCAAGUCAUUGAACCCACUCAGUCCCACCUUCCGGGAAGAGUAUAUUCUGGAGAAGCAAGAAAAGAAGGCCGAGGUUGAGAACGCCCGUGACCUGAGAAUCAAACUCCGCGUCCGUAUCGCCAAGGUCUUCCUUCGUUUCGUCAACUUCGGCUGCAGUCUCAUCGUAUUGUGUCUGAUAGCCGUGACAUUGACCGUCUUCAACGCAACCAAACACCUCCCCACUCGCAACAGCCUCCCAGCCUGGGCACCGGGCACAAACCCAUGGGCCCAGUAUCUCCUGCUCGGAAUGGCCUGCGUCUCCCUCGUCGCCUGUCUAAUAGUAUUCUGGGCCUACCGCAAAGGCGGGCACGGGCGCGCCGAAAAAGCCGCCGUCUACUACACCAGUUUCUCAAUAGUCUUCUUCGCCCUGAACCUCAUCAUGUGGAUCGUCGGCGCAGCAGUCUACCAACAUUCCAAGGCCACCGGCGACAAAAAGGACAUGUGGGGAUGGUCUUGCGCGAAGAACACCCGCGAACAACUCUAUCACAACACCGUCGACUACGCCCUCCUCUGCCGCCUCCAAGACUGGGGUCUCGUCUGCGCAAUCAUCGAGAUAGUCAUCGAGCUCCUCGUCAUCCUCAUCUACGUCGUCGUCUUCUACCGCGUCUGGAGUAAGCGAAAGCUCAUGAAAUCAAUGGAUACCCGCGACCACGCCCGCUCAGACCUCUACCUCGCCCAGCUGCGUCUGCAGUCAGCUCCCAACACCCCCGGCUUCGCUGGCUUCACCUCCUACCCGCCCAAGUCUCCCUUGUAUGCCGCAACACCAGUCGAUCCUUACUCAACGGCUGAGAAGGGCAUGGUUCCUCCCGCCCAUACCCAGUAUGCUUCCCCGCGCUCCCCUACCCGUCCCACACCUUCCUUCCAGCUCCAGCCGCCGCCUAUCAAGGUCCAGCAGCCGACUCCGCAGACGGCCCAGAAGGAGUUUGCGCCCUCGUCUACGCCGCCUCCAGUCAAUGGAGGGAGUGCUCCUGGUGAGCGCACCUAUGACUCGGUGCCGAUUCCCGGCGCGUACGGGAGUCCCACGGGUCCGGCGUUCCCUGCUCCUGCGCGUAGGUAA
This is a messenger RNA of Penicillium bovifimosum, 1491 nucleotides long. RefSeq lists its product as uncharacterized. The record is from RefSeq and is a predicted model, not a curated record. The transcript is spliced from 2 exons. Lineage: Eukaryota; Fungi; Ascomycota; Eurotiomycetes; Eurotiales; Aspergillaceae. The coding region runs from base 1 to 1491 and encodes 496 amino acids.